AUGGCUAUUCUCAGCACCCUUAUAUUUGGGGUGACGGUAUUAUCCUUUUUGGAUCCCAUCAACGCCCACAAGACCGUGCUUGGCAGGCCCAACCUUCAUUGGGGACCCAAGACACCAGGACAUCCAUUUCCUCACUCUCCGAAACGCCACAAGACCUGUUAUGUCCCUAGCUGCCGUGGUUCUGGCCGUCAUGGCAAGAAUGACGAUGCCCCUGAGAUUCUCAAAGCCUUCAAGAAGUGUAAUAAGGGUGGAGUCGUGAUACUGGAUGAAGAGUAUACUAUUGGUUCCCCACUUGAUCUUACGUUCUUAGAGGCUGUAGAUGUGGCUAUUACCGGCAGUAUCAAAUUCACCAAUGACAUUGACUAUUGGGUGAAGAACUCAUUCAAGUACGACUUCCAAAAUUCGUCCGCUUUUUGGCGCUUUGGAGGCAAAGAUGUCAACAUCUACGGUGGAGGACAAGGCUUAAUUGAUGGGAAUGGCCAAGCUUGGUACGAUGCCUUUGCAGUUGAGCCUACUCUUUUACGGCCAAUUUUGCUCGUCCUAGACGGACUUGAACGCGGGUCCGUCACGGGUCUUAAAAUGCGGAAUUCCCCUGAUUGGUUUAACCUCAUCGCUAACAGUAGUGAUAUCCUGGUCAGCAAUAUCGACAUUGCUGUGAAGAGUGAGAGCAAAAAUCCUGCCAAAAAUGGUGAUGGAUGGGACACGUUUAGAAGCGACUCCGUUGUCAUCCAAGAUUCACAUGUCAAUAACAGCGACGACUGCGUGUCUUUCAAGCCCAAUAGCACAAACAUCAUUGUGCAGGGCAUGCAAUGCAACGGCUCACAUGGAAUAUCUGUCGGCUCACUGGGCCAAUAUCCGGCGGAGUAUGACAUAGUUGAGAAUAUUUACGUCUACAACAUCUCGAUGUCAAAUGCGAGCGACGGUGCCCGGAUCAAAGUGUGGCCUGGUACUGACACUCCAUUCGAACCCGGCCUAUCAGGAGGUGGAGGAGCUGGAUACGUCAAGAACGUUACUUACGACACAUUCAACCAAACUAUCUGCGACAAGUAUCCCUCCAACAUGACCAUUAGCGAUGUCGUCUUCAAGAACAUGUGGGGGACGACGUCAACCAAAUACGACCCCAAGGUUGGGACCCUGACAUGCUCCUCUACUGAGAAAUGCAUAAACAUUGCCGCACAUAACAUUUCGGUGACUGAUCCAAGCGGCAAGACUCCCCAAUGGAUCUGCACCAACAUGGACGAGAGCCUCCUAGACAUCAACUGCGUAUCGGCGGAUUCUUAA
Messenger RNA from Trichoderma breve, 1281 nucleotides. RefSeq names its product glycosyl hydrolases family 28 domain-containing protein. Gene Ontology annotation, biological process: carbohydrate metabolic process. The coding region runs from base 1 to 1281 and encodes 426 amino acids. The transcript has 4 exons. Lineage: Eukaryota; Fungi; Ascomycota; Sordariomycetes; Hypocreales; Hypocreaceae. Gene Ontology annotation, molecular function: polygalacturonase activity. The record is from RefSeq and is a predicted model, not a curated record.